CUGUCCUUUCCCGGGAGUUAGCGAUCCCUCAACCCCUGCACUGCGCUAGUCCUAAAGAGGAAAUGUCUCUACGCUGCGGGGAUGCAGCCCGCACCCUGGGGCCCCGGGUAUUUGGGAGAUAUUUUUGCAGCCCAGUCAGACCGUUAAGCUCCUUGCCAGAUAAAAAAAAGGAACUCCUACAGAAUGGACCAGACCUUCAAGAUUUUGUAUCUGGUGAUCUUGCAGACAGGAGCACCUGGGAUGAAUAUAAAGGAAACCUAAAACGCCAGAAAGGAGAAAGGUUAAGACUACCUCCAUGGCUAAAGACAGAGAUUCCCAUGGGGAAAAAUUACAAUAAACUGAAAAAUACUUUGCGGAAUUUAAAUCUCCAUACAGUAUGUGAGGAAGCUCGAUGUCCCAAUAUUGGAGAGUGUUGGGGAGGUGGAGAAUAUGCCACCGCCACAGCCACGAUCAUGUUGAUGGGUGACACAUGUACAAGAGGUUGCAGAUUUUGUUCUGUUAAGACUGCAAGAAAUCCUCCUCCACUGGAUGCCAGUGAGCCCUACAAUACUGCAAAGGCAAUUGCAGAAUGGGGUCUGGAUUAUGUUGUCCUGACAUCUGUGGAUCGAGAUGAUAUGCCUGAUGGGGGAGCUGAACACAUUGCAAAGACCGUAUCAUAUUUAAAGGAAAGGAAUCCAAAAAUCCUUGUGGAGUGUCUUACUCCUGAUUUUCGAGGUGAUCUCAAAGCAAUAGAAAAAGUUGCUCUGUCAGGAUUAGAUGUGUAUGCACAUAAUGUAGAAACAGUCCCGGAAUUACAGAGUAAGGUUCGUGAUCCUCGGGCCAAUUUUGAUCAGUCCCUACGUGUACUGAAACAUGCCAAGAAGGUUCAGCCUGAUGUUAUUUCUAAAACAUCUAUAAUGUUGGGUUUAGGCGAGAAUGAUGAGCAAGUAUAUGCAACAAUGAAAGCACUUCGUGAGGCAGAUGUAGACUGCUUGACUUUAGGACAAUAUAUGCAGCCAACAAGGCGUCACCUUAAGGUUGAAGAAUAUAUUACUCCUGAAAAAUUCAAAUACUGGGAAAAAGUAGGAAAUGAACUUGGAUUUCAUUAUACUGCAAGUGGCCCUUUGGUGCGUUCUUCAUAUAAAGCAGGUGAAUUUUUCCUGAAAAAUCUAGUGGCUAAAAGAAAAACAAAAGACCUCUAAAACUUCAACAAGACCUUCAAGAUCACAGAAAUUUUUAAAAUUUGAUUCCAGUUAAUAACAGAGGUGGUGCCAGAAUGCCUGGACUGCAGUGGAUGUGCCCCACCUCUUUGCUUAAAAAAAAAAAUGUCAAUAGCCAGGCAUAGUGGCUCACGCCUGUAAUCCCAGCACUUUAGGAGGCCAAGGCGGGUGGAUCACCUGAGGUCAGGAGUUCGAGACCAGCCUGGCCAACAUGGUGAAAUCCUGUCUCCACUAAAAACACAAAAAUUAGUCAGGCGUGGUAGUGGGUGCCUGUAAUCCCAGCUACUCGGGAGGCUAAGGCAGGAGAAUCACUUGAACCUGGGAGGGGGAGGUUGCAGUGAGCCAAGAUCGCUCCAUUGCCCUCCAGCCUGGGUGACAAGAGCAAAACUCCAUCUCAAAUAAAUAAAAAGGAAAAAAAAGUCAAUAAACUGUACAAAUUUAAUUACAGUAAUUCAUUUGGCUUUUAGUGUAUCUUCUUUGUCCCAAUUAAACAGUUGCUUGCUGUGAUGUAAUCUUAAAAUAUCUUUGUAAGAAUUUUCUUUUAACAUAAUUUUAAAAUGCAUUAAAAACAUGGCAUGGUGGCUCACACCUAUAAUCCCAACAUUUUGGGAGGCCAGGGCGGGUGGAUCACUUGAACCCAGGAGUUCGAGACCAGCCUGGGCAACAUGAUGAGACCUUAUCUCUACAAAAAAUUAGCCAGACGUGGUGGCACGCACCCGUAGUCCCAGCUACUCAGGCUGAGGUGAGAGGAUCACUUGAACCUGGAAAGCAGAGGUUGCAAUGAGCUGAGGUGGUGCCACUGCUCUCCAGCCUGGGCGCUACAACUGCUCUCCAGACUCUGUCUUGAAAAAAAAACCCAAAAACUUCCAGAAGAUUUUCCAAUCCACUGUUAACAUCAUUACAUUUCAUUUAUGAAAAAUAAAAACUUCAUUUAUGUUACUGUGAUGAAACAGUCAACAUAGAUUGAAACUCAUCAGUUUAGCAUUUCAUUCAACUUUAGCAUUCAUUCAACGUAGAUUGAAACUCAUCAGAUUAGCAUUUGUCCUUGUAAUAUUGGAAUAAUUUAGAAAGGCUUAAGAGUGAAUGUUGGCCAGAUGUGGUGGCUCAUGCCUGUAAUUCCAGCACUCUGAGAGGCCGAGGUGGGCAGAUCACCUGAGGUCGGGAGUUUGAGAACAGCCUGGCCAACCUGGUGAAACUCCAUUGCUACUAAAAAUAAAAAAAUUAGCUAGGUGUGUUGGCAGGUGCCUGUAAUCCCAGCUACUUGGGAGGCUGAGGCACGAGAAUUACUUGAGCCUGUGAAGCAGAGAUUGCAGUGAGGCGAUAUCGUGCCACUGCACUCCAGCCCGGGCAACAGAGUGAGACUGUCUCAAAAAAAAAGUAAAUGUUGAUUUUUUACAUUGGUGUGACUACUUCAGAACCUGCAAAAUAGUUUUAUGCUGAUUACAUUUAGUCCCUCUGAAAACACCAAGGCCAUAAUGCUGCCUAAGACAUGGAAAUAGAACCUAGAAAUAUUAACCCUUAUUUGUAUAGUAGCUUGCUAAAUCCACAUGCCCUAUUCCUUUCAUUUCUCACAUUGGUUGUAUUAUAUGAUGGUAAAGGCCUGAGAAAGGAAUUUCCUUCCAAAAUACUAAUAACUCAGAUUCAUCUUUUGACUGAAUCCUGCCUUUCUACUUUUUCUGCAUAUCUAAAAGGACACUUUUAGGUGGCCAUGUUGUAAAAUAUGUAAAGUGGAUAGCCAAUUCUGUUUUGAAUUCUUAUAACGAGCCAGUAUUAUAAAAGUAAUGCACAUCCUUGCCAGGUGUGGUGGCUCACGCCUGUAAUCCCACCACCUUGGGAGGCUGAGGCGGGUGAAUCAGUUGAGCUCAGGAGUUUGAGACUAGCCUGGGCAACACAGUCAGACCCCCAUCUCUACCAAAAAUACAAAAAAUUAGCUGGGUGUGGUGGCACAUGCUUGUAAUCUCAGCUAUUUGGGAGGCUGAGGCAGGAGAAUCACUUGAACCUGACAGGCAGAGGUUGCAGUGAGCUGAGAUCACAUCACUGUACUCCAGCCUGGGUGACAGAGACCGUGUCUCAAAAAAAAUUUUUUUAAGUAAUGCAUGGGCCGGGCAUGGUGGCUUAAUGCCUGUAAUUCCAACGUUUUGGGAGGCCGAGGCAGGUGGAUCACCUGAGGUCAGGAGUUUGAGACCAGCCUGAACAACAUGGUGAAACACUGUCUCUACUAAAAAUUAAAAAAUUAGCCAAGUGUGGUGGCGCAUGUCUGUAAUCCCAGCUACUCAGGAGGCUGAGACAGGAGAAUCCUUGAACCUGGGAGGCAGAGGUUGCAGUGAGCUGAGAUCACACCAUUGCACUCCAGCCUGGACAACGAGUGAAACU
This is a messenger RNA of Homo sapiens (human), 3572 nucleotides long. RefSeq names its product lipoic acid synthetase (gene LIAS). Bases 63 to 1181 code for a protein of 372 amino acids. Gene Ontology annotation, biological process: lipoate biosynthetic process; protein lipoylation. The record is from RefSeq and is marked reviewed. Gene Ontology annotation, molecular function: catalytic activity; iron-sulfur cluster binding; 4 iron, 4 sulfur cluster binding. NCBI's taxonomy places the organism in Eukaryota, Metazoa, Chordata, Mammalia, Primates, Hominidae. Gene Ontology annotation, cellular component: mitochondrion. The transcript has 11 exons.